CCUACCACUACGUCGCAAUUCAAUAGUGCAUGACGGCUGACAUCACGGCUACCCUCCAGCGGCGCACGGCACGAAAAGGACCCAGCUCUGCUAGCGAGGCACUUCCAUGCGGGCUGGGGAUGCGCUGGGGAUACGCGCUGGGGAUGCAAGGCCCGCUGGAGACUGGCGUCAGGCCCGGAGCCCCAGCCCGCAGUUAGUGUGCUUGCUGGAGUCGCUCGACGAGGCUAGAGCCCUUCAACCCUCGCAAACUCAAAGUGUUCUGAUGGUCGCCCGCCCCACGCUCGUGCUGACGAUGGCCACAGUCGACGAAUUCCAUUUGUCUUCGUUCUCCCAGCGCCAACUACAAUCGCCCUCGCCCCAAGGGUUCUUCGGCAAGGGGAGGGGCGCUCCGGCAGCGGGAGCGCGGUGCCUUCGGAAGGUUUGUCGCCGCGUGAACCGUUCUUCUAGUCUCGUGUCCGGCCGAAACCUUGACGACGGACCUCUCGGCACGGGCAACGAAACUCCGGGGUCGUCCGGGCCGGAGUCACCGCGGUCGAGGCAAAGUCCGGCGUCUUGCGCAAUACCAUUGCUGUGUCUUGGGCCGCAUUGACGGCGAAAACGCCCUCCUGCACUCACCCACAUCGAUGUCGUUGGUGCUGCCGGCCGCCGGGCCCAGCCCGGGGAUAGUGGACAUGUACUUUUCGCACACGAGAUGGAGAAUGGGGACUCGACGAUACGUCACAAGUCACAAUGCUAUCUGCG
Ilyonectria robusta is the source of this 741-nucleotide messenger RNA. RefSeq lists its product as uncharacterized. Lineage: Eukaryota; Fungi; Ascomycota; Sordariomycetes; Hypocreales; Nectriaceae. The record is from RefSeq and is a predicted model, not a curated record. The transcript has a single exon. Bases 107 to 589 code for a protein of 160 amino acids.